AUGUCUCCCGAACAACAAAAGCCUCUUAGCUGGUGGAAGCGCCACUGCACUCCUCCUCCAGCGCUCAACCGUACACCUCAAUGUCCUUGUUCCGCUUGCUGGAACGGUAACGGCGAGCACUGGAAGACCACCGCUCCUCAGACUGCCGGCCCGAGCAUGACCACGUCGUCUCAGACCUCACCGAAAAAGGAAACGAGAACGUCUGCCCUCCGACGAGAGACGGAAACAGACCUGACACCCCUCCGACGCGAAGAAACCUCCUCGACGACGAACCUCAGUGUCUACUCCCAAGAAAGCAGGGCCAGCUCGGACAGGAUCUCGCUCACAAACAUUCACCGCCUCGUUCGGGGGAAGGAGAUUGUCUAA
This is a messenger RNA of Colletotrichum truncatum, 366 nucleotides long. RefSeq lists its product as uncharacterized. NCBI's taxonomy places the organism in Eukaryota, Fungi, Ascomycota, Sordariomycetes, Glomerellales, Glomerellaceae. The record is from RefSeq and is a predicted model, not a curated record.